GUUAACAGACGCCUUCGAGCGAAGACUAGUGAAGGCCUUCAGCAACUCGGCAAAGACACAAGGGACAGCGGAGGCCGCGGAGGGAGGAGCAAGUCCGCCAGAUACGGCCACUGUCGCCAGCGCUUGUGCUCGCCCACAGUCUGCGUGCAGCCUCUACCGGGCCCACCGCACCGCAACAAACCGGCCACUGGAGCGGGCUCUUGGGUGUGCGCUACGGACAUCAAAUUUGUAGGACCAACUUCCGGUCCUCCGCAUCCGGCUUCCGCUCUCUGGGGUGUGCUGCUGCUGAUCUUCCGGCAGGCGGCCCGCCAGACCCCCGACCUUCUUCACGGUCGGAUUCGGGCUGGGUGUUCUUCCCGAAAUGAGUUUGGUGAUUAAAAAUCUGCAGCGGGUGGUCCCCAUCAGAAGAGUGCCACUUCGCAGGAAGAUGGAUUUAGUCAGGAGUAUCUUAGGAGUGAAGAAAUUUGACCUGGGGAUCAUCUGUGUUGACAACAAGACUAUUCAGAACAUUAAUAGGAUCUACAGGAAUAAAAAUGUCCCAACUGACGUGCUUUCUUUCUCAUUUCAUGAGAAUCUGAAAGCUGGCGAAUUUCCUCAGCCACACUCACCGGAUGAUUAUAAUCUGGGAGACAUUUUCCUAGGGGUGGAGUACAUUCUUCAGCAUUGCAGAGAAAGUGAGGAUUACUGUGAUGUCCUGACGGUCACAGCCACCCAUGGACUCUGUCACCUGCUGGGCUUCACCCACAGCUCCAAAGCCGAGUGGCAAAAGAUGUACAACCAGGAGAAGCUGGUGCUGGAGGAGCUGAGCCGCUACACGGGAGCUAGGCUCCAACCCCUGAGCAGGGGCCUCUACUGAUGCCACAGAGCUUUGAGACAGAGAACUUGUUGGACAGAGUCCCGUCCCUCUGCAAGACUCCAGGGAGCCUCUGCUUACCAGGGAGCCCCUGAGUGGACCACGUGGAGCCGGAAUAGAUGCAAAAAGCAAGAGGAAUUUUUGUUCCAGUGCACUGGGGUCUUCCCAGACCCGAAGGAGAGGCGGCGACCCCCAGCACCCAUUCAGGGAGUUUUUAUAUGGUUUCCAGGGGCAGAAGAGAGCAUCAGCAACUAGGCACAACGUGAUUGGCGGAGCAGUGCACCCUUUAAACUGAUUGGUCUUUAGGGAAUGAAGUGACAAGGACGUCCCUUGUCUGAAGGUGUCCUGCAGGAUGUGUCCCCACCCACAGGGCAGUUCUGCCCUAAGGUCUGAGAAAUGUUAAUUAGCCUCUUCCUUCUGGAGGGGCAAGUGUUUCAUGACCUUCCCAAACUUCCUAAGCUGGCCUUUUUACCUCCACAGUGGAUCUCUGCUGGUCCUGUUGCCCUGGAGGGCCUCAGCCCACACUACAGCUUCACUCUGUGAGUGGACCAAGUACCAAGGAAGUGCCUGUCAGCCCUUACUCUGAUUAGAAAUCUAUGCGGACUCUGUUGUAAGCAGAAUCAGGCGUUCUAAGAGAAGAAACAUGGACGCUCUUGUGCUUCUUUGGGUUUCUAGCUGUAGAGUCUGGGCAGAUUGCCUUGUCUCCCUGAAGUGGGAGGAACGUGCCAGAACACUGAAGCCUGUUCUCCUAGGAGGAGGCGCCUGCAGACCAGCAAGCCCAAAAGGACACCUUGUGCCCUCGCCUUUCUUAAGCUGUUGGCUGCAGACACCACGGGACAGCCCACAGACCUUGUCUCCUGGGGCCAGAGAGUCAGGAGUGUCCCCCAUCUGUGUUGCUGUUUGUAAUUGUUUUAGAUGACCUUUAUUUUAUUUGGAGCAGGGCAGUGGUGGCACACGCCUUUAGUCCCAGCACUUGGGAGGCAGAGGCAGGCGGAUUUCUGAGUUCGAGGCCAGCCUGGUCUACAAAGUGAGUUCCAGGACAGCCAGGGCUACACAGAGAAACCCUGUCUCGAAAAACCAAAAAAAAAAAGGAUUUUAUUUGGUGUGUGUCAUGUGUGGGUACACAUUUCCCACUGCGGGGGGUGGGGUGGUCAGCUGGGGGGAGAUGUCUCUCUCGUUUAUUAUUUUGUCCCCAGAGAUGGAACUCUGGUUGUCAGCCUUGCCAUCCCACUGACAUCCUGCAGGCCACCGUAGUCCUGCCACUGGGGCUCCCCUAUUGGCUGUUAGAGGCAUGGUAGUUCUGCUCAAGGCCUGGAACAUGGAAUUCUGGUGACCUGAAGUCUAGUUCAAAGCAACAUGCAAAUGUCUGUGCAAAUCUGGAUCACGAGAGUCUUCCCAGCAGGUAGCCAGGGACCUUGAACCUAGAUAGGGUUUCCUGACCCCUCUGCUGGGUGUACCCGCAUAUACACCUAUGCCAGCCUGUUCCCUUCUUCUCGGCCAUCUAACUGGUUCCUCGCCUUUGAGCAUCCUUAAGGAAUGACUGCUUCUGUGCCCUUCAUUUUUCUAUUUCCCUUUUUCUCUGCUUGGUAUUUCUGGUUUAAUUUGGUGGGGUUUUUGGUUUUUUUGGUUUUUUGGGGGGUUUUUUUGUUUUUUUUUUUUGUUUUUGUUUUUGGUUUGGUUUGACCUUGCAGCUCUGGGCAUGGAAUCCAGGAUCUUGUCAGGCUUGGCAAGGCUCUGCCACAUUCCCAGCCUGUUGCUCAGCUGCCCUAAAUCUGUGGGUUGGUCAGCAGCUGUCUCUGAGUCCAGCCACAUUGUUAUGAUGACUCCAAGCCUGAGGGGGCACUAUCUGCCCUGUUCCAGGAGGCACAGCAUCCUCACUUGGGGCUUCCUCACUUUGUGUUUAUUCCAGAUUUCAUUUCGUCCCUCACUUCCCUGAAGGGCCUGUGAUGUUUUUUAAUUUUUAAAAAAGAUUUACUUGGGUAUGGGGGACUUUUGGUAUAGCAUUGGAAAUGUAAAUGAGCUAAAUACCUAAUAAAAAAAAGAUUUACUUAUUUUAUGUAUAUGAGUACACUGUAGAUGGUUGUGAGCCAUCGUGUGAUUGCUGGGAAUUGAACUUAGGAUUUCUGCUCGUUCCGGCCCUGCUCGCUCCAGCCCAAAGAUUUAUUAAUUAUAUGUAAGUACACUGUAGCUGUCUUCAGAUAAACCAGAAGAGGGCGUCAGAUCUCAUUACAGAUGGUUGUGAGCCACUGCGUGGUUUCUGGGAUUUGAACUCGACCUUCAGAAGAGCAGUCAGUGCUCUUAACCGCUGAGCCAUCUCUCCAGCUGGGGCCUGUGAUCUUGAUGAGAGUUUCAUGGACUCUGUGGAUUGGCCGCUCACACACUUGAGCCAUCUUUAAAAUCUCUGGGGCGUACUGUGCAUCUUCUCAGAGUAAAGUUGUGCACAGUGGUGCAGUCCCUGUCACCACUGUUAAGGGGCAUGGCCAGGAGAAGCUUUUCCCUGAGUCACUGGGGACCCCCUAAGCCCACUACAGGGCCUGCUCAGACUCUUUAGUCUCCCACAGGUGGUCCUCAGACAGCAGGCUUGAAAGGGACGGGGAAGACUGUGUGUGAGGGUGGGUCCAUGUACACUCCCAUAGCUUCCAGAGGCUGAUGGUGCUCCCAGAGCCAGGAUGCUCCCAGGCUACUUCCUCCUUGUUAGCCCAGCAUUGCCAGGCCAUCUGAGACAAAACAUCUGCCAAAUAUCUUCCUUCUAUCAGAUCAAUAAUCAUAUGAGAGGAAAAUCGUGUUAGAAACAUCAUCUAGGAAGGAAAUUAUGUGAGCUCUUUAACUGGUGCUUUUAACAAAACCAAGUUUCUCUGGAACCACACCCCAAGGCGCACUGAAAGACAGGUCUGUCUUUAUGGAUUCUUCUCUACCUGAUGGGCUGGGGUGGAGAUGGAGGAGAGAGAGCAACCAUCCAACCCUCCCGGAGUGAACAGUGCUUUGUAAACAGCGUGUGUAAAUACCCAUACUUACACAGCCUGCAGUGCCCACGUGCAUGCAUGUGGACCUCACAUGUACCUGGGCCUUGUUAUGAUUAUAAAAUGUUAUAAGUAUGAGUAUCUUGCCUGUGUGUAUUUAUGUGUGCACUCCUGAUGCCCUUGGAGGUCAGAAGAGGACAUUGACUAUCCUGGAACUGGAGUCACAGAGAGUUGUGGAUUGCCAUGUGGUGCUAUUGAAAGAAAAUAAAACUUGAGUCCUGUGAUUCAUGUAAUAGCCCAAAGAGUUGUUUGUGAGCUUUGAAGCCUGGGACUGAGAACAUAGCAGAACAGGCCAGGACAUGCCUGGGCAGGCCCAUCAUUAAGACAUUCCUGAGGCUGCUUGGCCAUAAAGAUAAAGAGAAUGCAAAGACAUGUCCAGACUGGCCUGGCGCCUCCCUAUCUCCCACCCUUCUGACAUGGGUUAAAUGUUAACCAGAUGCUCUGCUGUUACCUCCAUCUGCACAUACACUCUGCUGAUGUUUAAAUGAACCAAUCGUGUGAAACCGCGCCAAUUCCUCCCCCAGCCCCAGACCCUUUUCUAUAAAAACCCCUAGCUUUCAAGCCUAGUGGUCGACAACCGCAAUCUCCUGUGUGAGAUACAUGUCGGCCCGGAGCUCCGUCAUUAAACUACCUCAUGUGUUUGCAUCAA
Mus musculus (house mouse) is the source of this 4522-nucleotide messenger RNA. It is a transcript of the gene Ybey, whose product is annotated as ybeY metallopeptidase. Lineage: Eukaryota; Metazoa; Chordata; Mammalia; Rodentia; Muridae. The transcript is spliced from 5 exons. The coding region runs from base 362 to 856 and encodes 164 amino acids. The record is from RefSeq and is marked validated. Gene Ontology annotation, molecular function: metalloendopeptidase activity; RNA endonuclease activity. Gene Ontology annotation, cellular component: nucleus. Gene Ontology annotation, biological process: rRNA processing.